This is a messenger RNA of Mycosarcoma maydis (corn smut), 1080 nucleotides long. Its product is annotated as putative endo-polygalacturonase. Gene Ontology annotation, biological process: pectin catabolic process. Gene Ontology annotation, molecular function: polygalacturonase activity. Bases 1 to 1080 code for a protein of 359 amino acids. The transcript has a single exon. The record is from RefSeq and is a predicted model, not a curated record. Lineage: Eukaryota; Fungi; Basidiomycota; Ustilaginomycetes; Ustilaginales. Gene Ontology annotation, cellular component: extracellular region.
AUGGCCUGCCUUUUGCUGGUUGGUUGGGUGCUGUUGAGCUUGGGUACCAGCAACACGCAGGCAGCUGACUGCACAUUUGCAGAUGCAGCAAGUGUCAAGUUGGGGAAGAGGUCUUGCAGAAUGAUCACGCUCUCCAGCAUCAAGGUGCCAGCUGGGCAGACGCUGGACCUGACGGGUCUCCGUACAGGCACAAAGGUGAUCUUUGAGGGCACGACCACAUUCGGUUACGAGACUUGGCCUGGCCCAUUGAUCGCGGUGUCGGGCAAGAACAUCGACAUUAGCGGGAGCAGCGGGUCGGUGUUGGACGCGGGAGGAGGGCAGUGGUGGGAUGGGAAGGGAAGCAACGGUGGCAAGACGAAACCGAAAUUCUUGUUCGCUCAUGGGCUGAUCAACAGCAGCAUUCGAUAUCUCAACGUCAAGAACACGCCGGUACAAGCGUUCAGCAUCAAUGGUUGCUCCAACUUGAGAGUAGAUCACGUAACAAUCGACAAUUCAGCAGGCGAUGUGAAUCGACUGGGACACAACACGGAUGCAUUUGAUGUGGGAAACUCGGACGGUGUGUUCAUCACGAACGCCAACGUUCGCAACCAAGAUGACUGCCUUGCGAUCAAUUCGGGAACCAACAUCCUCUUCUCCGGCGGCUACUGCUCUGGAGGUCACGGCUUGUCGAUUGGUAGUGUGGGCGGUCGCAGCGACAAUACAGUGGACGGUGUGCAUAUCGUCAACUCGCAAGUGGUCGACAGCCAGAACGCGGUGCGCAUCAAGACAGUGUCGGGUGCUACGGGUGUGGUGAAUAAUGUGACGUAUUCCAACAUCAAAUUGUCGGGUAUUUUCAAGAACGGGAUCGAUAUUCAGCAAGACUACCUGAAUGGCCGACCAACGGGCAAGCCGACCAACGGUGUUAAGAUCACCAACAUCCACAUGAACGGCAUCACAGGGACGGUCAACCCGGGAGCGACAGAGGUGUAUGUGCUUUGUGGUCAAGGAUCGUGCUCGAGAUGGCGAUGGUCCGGUGUGUCGAUCAGCGGUGGUCUGAGGAGUACCAAAUGCACUGGAGUUCCCUCAGGAGCAUUUUGCUGA